Molecule: messenger RNA, 598 nt
Organism: Triticum urartu
Lineage: Eukaryota; Viridiplantae; Streptophyta; Magnoliopsida; Poales; Poaceae
Source: RefSeq, a predicted model, not a curated record
CGCUUAUUGCGGGAAGGUGGGGAGACGAGGAGGAAGAAAAAACCUUUCUUGGCUCGGCUAGGGUUUGCCUCUGCCUCUGUCUUCCGGCGGCCGGCGGCGAAGCGACUCAGACGAUGUCGAAGAAGAACAGCCUCUCCAAGCGGAAGAAGCAGCACGAGUUCGACCUCCAGAGGGAGAAGAAGGCCAAGGAGGAGCAGGCCAAGAAGCUGCAGGCCAAGAAGUCCAAGAUGAAGAUUGAUGGAAGCGAUAAGAAGAAGAAGGGCAGCAGCUUCAAGGUCGGCAAGAAGAAGGUGAAGACAAAGCUCUCAGCACUGGGAAAAGCCAAGGCCGCGCAAGCCAUGGAGCUCGACAACUGAUUCCCAUGGCCUAAACUGUUGCACCAAUGCGGGUCAUUUUGAUGUACUCGUCCGAGAAACGAAGUUCAUUUGCUCUGGCCAGGUCCAUGUAGUCGAGCUGCGUUAGAUAGAUAAGAGUUUUGGUACUUCUACAGUCGGAUCCUGCGGUUCCUGAUCGUGUAUGAUCCACCCCUCGAAACAUUUAUGCUUCAGAUGCAAGAUCAUAUGUGUUCUUGCCUAGUUGCCUGACCAGCAACUCCCCA